AUGUCCUCCGCGGUUGAAACUGACGUGCGGAGGGCACGGCAGGUAAACUCUGCCAGGAAGAAGCUCAAGCAAUUCCGCGCUUCUCGUACCUCGCACACACCAUCACCAUCCCACGUUUCUCGCGCCUCGUCGGCCUCGUCGGGCUCGGGCACGGUCCUCAACAACAGCACCGCCGACAAUACCUUCCCUCGCCGUGUGCCCAGCAGCAGCCAUGGCAAGGCUCUCCUCGACGCAGUCAUCGACGCAGAGGCAGCGGGCAUGAUGGACACAAUGUCGCGCCAUGCUCGCCAGUCCAGCCGCCAUCAGCGCCAGCGGUCAUCGAUGACACUGUCGUGGCCGCCUCAGCUCAACCAGAACAUCACACCUCGUCCUACCGUCAUGGGCCUGUUUGACAUGCCGCCAUUAGAACCUUCGGGCGAAUCUGCGACCAAGGCGUCCGACACCGAGCAAAGCGACACGGCCACUUCGUCGCGCGAGAUCGUGACCACGCCAGCCACCCCAACGGUCGAGCCAUCCACUCUUCACACAGACCGCGAAGGAGCGGCUGUUGCCCGCUUAAACUCCUUCAACUUUGGUGCCAAGCCAAGCUCGAACAAGCCUGCGCUUCUCCCGUCUUUCCCUAUCCGGGAGUCCUCGCCGCCCAAGCGCUUGGGCGCCGGACGACCCCCCAGCAUUCGUCUCUCAAGGUCGUUCUCGCCUCUCGACCUGCUUGAGGGGUCGCCGCGUAACAGCAUCUCUUCCCCCAACCUCAACAACAGCUCCUCCUCUCCCCAGCCCUUGCCUCCAUCGCGUCGGCGGCAUUCUCACAAUCGUUCAGAGUCCAUUUCCCUCCCUAACCUCAAGCUCGGGCGACCAGCCUCUCUCGGUCUGCCCUCUCCGGGGUUCCCAUCCACACCUUCCUCGCCCAUGGGUGAUGUCAGCUCGAGCUCGCGCUCGGGACUGAGCUCAUCUCAGAGCUUGACUCCGCAGAGCGGCUCUCGUCUCAAGUUUGAGCCCAGCGACAAGGAAAAGGAGGAGUCUCGUCGACGUGCGCUUGACAAGCUCACUGGUGGAGGAAGCUGUACACCCAAGGCUCCGCCGCGUGAGGAACCCAAGCCUGCCGAAAUCUCCCUUCCCAUGUUUGACGACGACGACGAUCUGUCCACAACAUCGUCGCGGCCACCUUCCGAUGCCCUCACUUCGACCGCCUCAUCCAGUCGCCCAUCUUCCUUCACUUUCGGAUCGUCGUCCUCUUUCAACAGCCUGUCGGCCUCGCCGCUCCCCUGGUCACAGUUUGAGGACAGCACCGAGCGCUGGAGCUUUGGACAGAGCGUGGGCCAGAGCUUUGCCCAGCGCUUUGAUCCCAAGGAGGAUGCGCCGGCGUUCGGGUCAUUUGGUUUGGAGAUGUCAGGUCCUACCAAGACCUCAUCCGUCCUCCUCAACAGCAGCAGCCUUGGGGUCUUAACAGAGGAAGACGAGACCGAAUCUGACGCUGAUGAUGAGGGAACCGACAUGAUGUCCAACACGUCCUCCGCGGCUGAAACCCAUGAGAUGCAGGAGUCGACCCCUGCCGGCCCCACGCCCUCGCGGCUCAGGGAACUGCAUCUGGUAUCGUCUGUCUCAAGCCAAGGCUCCUCGAACCGCCGCAGCUCUAACCCGGACGUCGCGCGGAGUCUCGCUUCAGCACGUGAGACGCCAACCAAGGGCGGGUAUGGGAGCAUCGGACGUGGCCGGCCCCGACCUCUGGCCUUGGACACAAGCAGCGCUUCUGCUUUCAAAGCCGCCAGCGCAACGUCUCCGAGCAAGGGUGCGCGUCCCUCCAGCCUGCAGCUCGGCGGUGGCCGCCGCCCUCUCCUCACUCGUGCAAGCUCCAUAUCCUAUAAGAAAGACGACAGCGGGAGCGGAUCGUCGCACGACUAUUCCAAUUCGCGCUGCAUCACAUCACCACCGUCUGUCACAGGGGAGAUUGCCUCUCCUCCCUCUAUGAUCUCGCCACUCGCCGAAUGGACCUCGAUGGCACGUGGCGCCUCCCGACCCUGCCCUCGCCCCCGGAGCGCUAUUCUUGGCACUUCCGGGCGCGUGCUUGGUGAAGUGGACGAGGAGGCCGAGGACAGUUCUUUUCGUUUCUUCGACGAUGGACGCUCGACUGGGCGGGCGAGCACGGAGGCGUCGCGCAACAGUUACGAUGGCUCUCUGUGGCCGGCAACCGCUCGCCGUGACAGCCGCGACCGCAUAGACGCCGAGCUGGAGCGUGAUGCUCUGCGCGAGGAUGUCGAGUUAUGGCGCAAGCGAUGCCGCGGCCUGGAGGAGCAGGUCGAGGGGGAGCGUCGCGAGAAGCAUGUCUACCAAGAUCGUGCCAGGAAGCUUGGCGACCGCCUUCUGGCCUUGUCGGCGGCAUCGGGUGCCAUGUCACCCGCGAAGGAGCGCGAGGCUGCGCAGGACCGACUCAUUGCCGAGAUGCGUGACCAGCUGUUCAACCUCACUGCGGCUCUGGACCGUGAACGCAGGGAGAGGAAGGAGAUGGUUGCGCACAUGACAGAGCUGCAAGCGGCACUGGACGGGACCCGCACGCCACAGGUCACGCCCAACUCGCUGCCCAGUACCCCCAAGUCUCGCCCUCGCAAGUCUUCCACUGCCAACAUGUUUGGCACCCCACCCGAGGCCAAGUAUGCGGAUGCCGACUUCCUCGACGCAAUGGACGACGAGGAUGGUGAAUCCGAGUCGGCCGCCGAAGGGGACGACAAUAACUGGCGGCGUAUGCGGGGGUUUGCCUUUCCCCAAGGUCCUGUCGAGAAGAUGGAUCGCGAGAGCAAGCGCGAGUCAUUCUUCGGUCUCUCCCGGCCCCGCGCUGUCCGCGCCGCUCCAAGCAUAGGCGGCCUCGGCCUCGACUGGGCGACGUCUCCGAUCGAGCAUGGAUUCGACCUUCCUCCUAUCGAGGUGAAUGCGGCCAACCGUGACCUCGUCCGCCCUGCGUCGUUCAUCCUCAAGACGACGACUGCGACGCGGACUCUGCGGGAACGCGAGGAGCGUGAGCGUGCGCCCGAGUACGAGCGUCCUCGUGCCCGGCCCCCGGUUCCGACGCGCCCGCUUCCUCCCAUUGACGUAACUCCCGAGCGGCCGCAGACUUCAGCACCACCCGUGGGCGGCUUUGGUCUUAGUUUUUUAUCCGGGUACCUACCCAUUCCACGAACGACUCCGCCCGUCGUUCCUCGCGUGCUUGUGACGCCGUCGUCUGUCUCUCCCAAGAAGACGCCCCGGCUGCUCGAGCGCGAGAUGAUGAGGCACCACGUUGUUGGCGCGGCCGGCGACAUUGACAUGCGCCACUCGUGUCGUCGCUGCACAGGCGAGAUUAUCGAGCUGUAG
This is a messenger RNA of Cutaneotrichosporon cavernicola, 3342 nucleotides long. RefSeq lists its product as uncharacterized. NCBI's taxonomy places the organism in Eukaryota, Fungi, Basidiomycota, Tremellomycetes, Trichosporonales, Trichosporonaceae. Bases 1 to 3342 code for a protein of 1113 amino acids. The record is from RefSeq and is a predicted model, not a curated record. The transcript is spliced from 3 exons.